This is a messenger RNA of Ahaetulla prasina, 4460 nucleotides long. It is a transcript of the gene FMR1, whose product is annotated as fragile X messenger ribonucleoprotein 1. NCBI's taxonomy places the organism in Eukaryota, Metazoa, Chordata, Lepidosauria, Squamata, Colubridae. The record is from RefSeq and is a predicted model, not a curated record. Gene Ontology annotation, cellular component: dendritic spine neck; neuronal cell body; presynapse. The coding region runs from base 614 to 2308 and encodes 564 amino acids. The transcript has 15 exons. Gene Ontology annotation, biological process: anterograde axonal transport; regulation of modification of synaptic structure; regulation of alternative mRNA splicing, via spliceosome. Gene Ontology annotation, molecular function: protein homodimerization activity; translation regulator activity; mRNA 3'-UTR binding.
CUCCCCCCCCUCCUCUCUCUCUCUCUGUUUCACUCACUCCUCCCCCUCCCCCUCCGCGGCCCCUCCCACCCGGUCGCUUCCCCCGCCGCGGCCGCCGCCGCCGUCGCGCUCGCCGCCUGAGGGAAAAGCCGAGAAGGGCGGGGGGAGGAGGAGGAGCGGAGCCUCCCGCCGCGUCACGUGACGCCGCCAGGCUUUUAAUGUUUACAUUUGAGGCGGGCGGCCCGCGGCGCCGCCCCUCCCCCGCUCCGGGCCCCGCGCUUCUCCUUCGCCGUCGUCGCCUCAGCCAUCCUCGCCUCAGCCUCUUCGGCCUCCCGGCGACCGUUUCGCCUCCCGUCGCGCCUUCGGGGCCACGACGCCCGCCUCCGCCGCCGCCCCCGCCGCCAUCACGACGAGCCGUGAGGAGAGGGCUCAGAAGGAGCCGCCGCCGCCGCCGCCGCCGCUCGGCCUAGAGCGCCCGCGACGACGCCGGCCCGCGCCGCCCGGACGGGGAGCCGAGGCCGCCGCCGCCUCCGCCGCCCUCCUCCUCCUCCCCAAGGCCGCGGGGGGAGGCAGCGCGGCGGGACGCUUGGCCCGCGGAGGGGCAGCCGCCGCUGCUGCCGCCGCCGCCCUGGCCAUGGAGGAGCUGGUGGUGGAGGUGCGCGGCUCCAACGGGGCCUUCUAUAAGGCAUUUGUGAAAGAUGUCCAUGAAGAUUCAAUAACUGUUGCAUUUGAGAAUAACUGGCAGCCAGACAGACAGAUUCCAUUCCACGAUGUCAGGUUCCCUCCACCUACAGGGUACAAUAAAGAUAUAAAUGAAAGUGAUGAAGUUGAGGUUUAUUCCAGGGCUAACGAAAAGGAACCAUGUUGCUGGUGGCUGGCUAAAGUGAGAAUGAUAAAGGGUGAGUUUUAUGUAAUAGAAUAUGCUGCUUGUGAUGCUACCUACAAUGAAAUUGUCACAAUUGAGCGUUUGAGAUCUGUCAAUCCUAACAAACCUGCAACCAAGGAUACUUUUCAUAAGAUUAAGCUUGAUGUACCUGAAGAUUUAAGGCAAAUGUGUGCUAAAGAAUCUGCACACAAAGAUUUCAAAAAGGCAGUUGGGGCAUUUUCUGUAACAUACGAUCCUGAGGCCCAUCAGCUUAUCAUUUUGUCUAUUAAUGAAGUAACAACAAAACGUGCAAAUAUGUUAAUUGAUAUGCACUUUCGAAGUCUUCGAACCAAGUUAUCCUUGAUAAUGAGAAAUGAAGAAGCAAGCAAACAACUAGAGAGCUCAAGGCAGCUUGCGUCAAGAUUUCACGAGCAGUUUGUUGUACGUGAAGAUCUGAUGGGCCUGGCUAUUGGCACUCACGGAGCUAACAUCCAGCAAGCCCGGAAGGUACCGGGGGUGACAGCAAUUGAUCUUGAUGAAGACACUUGUACAUUCCAUAUUUAUGGGGAGGAUCAAGAUGCAGUGAAGAAGGCCAGAAGUUACCUUGAAUUUGCUGAGGAUGUCAUCCAGGUCCCAAGAAACUUAGUAGGAAAGGUGAUAGGAAAAAAUGGAAAACUCAUUCAAGAGAUAGUGGAUAAAUCUGGAGUUGUGAGAGUGCGAAUUGAGGCUGAAAAUGAUAAAAAUAUUCCACAGGAAGAGGGAAUGGUCCCGUUUGUCUUCGUGGGAACCAAGGACAGCAUCACAAACGCCACCGUUCUUUUGGAUUACCACCUCAAUUAUUUAAAGGAAGUGGAUCAGCUCCGUUUGGAGAGGUUGCAGAUUGACGAACAGCUUCGACAGAUCGGGGCCACAUCAAGGCCACCCCCGAAUCGCCCUGAUAAAGAAAAGGUGUAUAUGGCUGACGAUGGUCCUGGCCUUGGAAGGGGUGGCCGACCUUACAGGAACCGAGGCCACAGCAGGCGUGGGCCAGGCUAUGCUUCAGGAACUAACUCUGAAGCAUCCAAUGCUUCUGAAACAGAGUCUGAUCACAGAGAUGAGCUCAGCGACUGGUCCUUAGCCCCAGCGGAAGAAGAGCGAGACAGCUACCUGCGCAGAGGGGAUGGGCGAAGGCGCGGAGGAGGUGUGCGUGGCCAAGGCGGAAGAGGCCGGGGAGGGUUCAAAGGAAACGAGGACCAAUCAAGGACAGACAACCGUCAACGCAAUUCAAGAGAUGCUAAAGGGAGAACAGAUGGCUCACUUCAGAUCAGAAUUGACUGCAAUAAUGAAAGGAGUGUCCACACUAAAACCUUACAGAAUACCUCCAGCGAAGCUAGCCGGCUGCGGACGGGUAAGGAUCGUAACCAGAAGAAAGAAAAAUCGGACAGCGGAGAAAGUCAGCAACCGUUGGUGAAUGGCGUGCCCUAACCUGCAUAGCUCGAGAAGUCGUAUUUCCUAAACUGUUCCAGUAAAUCUUAUUCCACAUUAGAGAAACUUGUUAGGCCAAAGACAAAAUAGUAGGCAAGAGGGCGGCAGGGCAUGAAAUAUUAAACAAACAAAAAAACAAAAACAAAAAAAAAGUUCUGUUAGCCUUUUUUUAACAUCAGCAGUAUGCAGUUUUCUUUUUUUCAAAAUAAGACAUUAUACUUGCAUUAAAAUACCUUGAACUUCUGAAAAAAAAACACAAAAUGCUUUCAAGUACAUAUUGCACUUCAAACAAUGAAAGAAUUCCUUUUGUUUGUUUAAAAAAAAAAUACUGAACUGUGCAUUGGUAUUUCUGUUCAGUUGUACCAUUUUAACGCAUCUGGUCAAAAUCACUGCUAAAUUUCAAUUUUCAGAAUAAAUAGUGUUUGCGGUAAUCAAAUUGGGCUUCUGUUUUCAAUCUAUUAAAACCUCCUCACUUAAAAUAAAUAAAUAAAUAAAAAGUAAAAUUGACGCUAUGCUUUUACGUCCUGUGUCAGUUCACACACACUUUUCGGUUCACCUUUUUUUUUUCCCCCACCCCAAUAUUUCGGUGAAUCCGGAUUCUCUGUGUAAUGUAACUAAAUUGUCAUUUUCAUUAGCAAAAAAAAAACAAAAACCCACAAACAAAAAAACCACAGUUGUAUGGUAUGUGCCUUUUUUAUAUCUUGGCAGGUAGGAAUAUUCUCUUUGGAAGCAGAAAUCAGGGAAGAUUUGUUGGAAAUGCUGAACUCUUGUUUAACGUUCAGGUGUUAGACCCGCUCAGGGCGCAGGAAUCCUUCUUAAGAGCUUGGCGCCAGGUCUUUACAGGUGCCUGCCCCACCUUCUCAGCGCCUCUGGGUUGAGCAGGGAGACCUGAACUGGGUCACCUCACCUGGAAGAGCCCGUGGUGGGUUCCACCUGGAGCCUCUUCAGGCAGAAACAUCCGCAUAGGAACUUUAAAUGUACAAUAUAUAUGUAGCAAAACCUCUCCAACAGUUAGUACUUUAUUAGAAGAAUGCAUGCUUUCCAUAAUUUUUUUUUUCCUCGCAUCAACAUUGUUGGGCUGUUUAUAAGAUAGAAACCUAUUUUGCACUGAAGAUAAUAGCAGAUCAUGUUACUGAAGUGGUGGCUUCCCCCCCCCCCUUCAUUUGUUUCUUUAUGUUUCUCCCUUUUCAGUCAAGACGGGGGUUUGGGGUUUUGUUUUGUUUUUAAAAAAAUGCAUAUUCCCAAUUGUGACAAUACAGUUAAUGGUUACCGAGGGAACAAACCAGAACUUGUUCAUAAUGUGUGCCAGCUCUGUGGCCAGAGGACCAAUUUAAAAGAAUAAGUUUUUUUUGUUGUUGUUGUUGUCGUCAUUGUUCACUUCCCCUACAGUUUUGAUAUUUAAAUUUAGAUGGGAUAGGAAGAUGAUGGUGUUUUACACGGCUCUUCGUAAAAUUCAGGGAUAUACUGUACUUUGACAGCAUUGGAUAGAUCAAUUUUUAAGGUCUCGUUCACAAAGUCGUUUAAAAACUUGUAAUGGAAGUUGGUGUAAGGUUUAGUUGUCCAUAAUUGGGGAUGAGGCAUGCUUUCUAUUUCCAAUCAUGAAUGAAAUUUACAUGCAAAAAUAAAACACAGUAGGACAUUUCAUUUUAAGCUAUUCUGUUUUUAUUAAAAUUACUCCAGUGGGAGUAUUGCUGAUUGUGUACAGAAUUGUACAAACUGCAGCCCCAGUCUUUGUUGGGUUUUUGUUUGUUUCUGUGCUUUUUCAUUUUACCUUUUUUUUUUUUUUUACUUUGCGUACAAGCAAGCAUAUAAAAAUGGCAACAAACUGCACACAACUUAACGAAUAUUAAAAAAAAGUCUUAAAUAUUGCCAAACAUUAAAUGUUAAUUUCUAAUUAUUUAUUUUGGGGGAAUGUAUAGUAUUUGAAAACUGAAAUUGGUACCUUGCACACAUCAUCUGUAAGCUGUUUGGUUUAAAAUACUGUAGAUAAUUAACCAAGGUAGAAUGACCUUGUAAUGUAACUGCUCUUGGGCAAUAUUCUCUGUACAUAUUAGCUACAACAGAUUGGAUUUUAUGUUGACAUUUGUUUGGUUAUAGUGCAAUAUAUUUUGUAUGCAAGCAGUUUCAAUAAAGUUGGAUCUUCCUCUGCUAA